Saxophila tyrrhenica is the source of this 411-nucleotide messenger RNA. It is a transcript of the gene rpl22, whose product is annotated as Ribosomal L22e protein. Gene Ontology annotation, biological process: cytoplasmic translation. The coding region runs from base 1 to 411 and encodes 136 amino acids. Gene Ontology annotation, cellular component: ribosome. NCBI's taxonomy places the organism in Eukaryota, Fungi, Ascomycota, Dothideomycetes, Mycosphaerellales, Extremaceae. The record is from RefSeq and is a predicted model, not a curated record. Gene Ontology annotation, molecular function: structural constituent of ribosome; RNA binding. The transcript has 3 exons.
AUGGUGCAAGGACCAAAGAGAGCAACCGGCGGCGGCGGUGGCCUGAAGGGCGCCGGUCAGAAGAAGAGCAACAAGACGACCAAGAAGUUCGUCAUCAAUGCCACCCAGCCCACCAGCGACCGUAUCUUCGACCCAUCCGCCUUCACCACCUUCCUCCAGCAGCGCAUCAAGGUCGACGGCCGCACCGGCAACCUCGGCGACAACAUCACGGUCAGCAACCUUGGCGACGGCCGCAUCGAGGUCGUUGCGCACCAGGAGUUCAGCGGACGGUAUCUGAAGUACUUGACGAAGAAGUUCUUGAAGAAGCAGCAGCUUCGCGACUGGCUGCGGGUGGUGAGCACCUCGAAGGGCGAGUACAGCUUGAAAUUCUUCAACGUGGUUGGUGAGGGUGAGGAGGAGGAUGACGAGUAG